AUGUCUGCUGAUAAUAAUCAAUACACACAGUUCGACAUCGAAAAGCUCACUCAGACAGAAUGGGUCAACGAGCAUCAACGCAAGCGAGCGGAACUAGGCGAAGCAGCAUAUCUGAAGCUACGCAAGAGCGAGAUCAACACCAAAAUGCAAGACAUUUUCGCCAGACUGCAUUCUGGUCAGCUCCAGCUUCCGAUCAAAGAGCAACAAGAGCCCGAUCGCAUUGCUCUACCUGACGGGCGACAGUUCUACAUCGGCCCGAGUCACGGAGUCCCUGACGCGGUCUCCGAGAUCCUGCACUCCCACCAGGGUCAGACCGCCGCCGAUCUGCCACCAGAAUGUCUGAAGUUCGAGAUACCACGAGAAACAUUGGACAAUGAGGAACGGGAAAGAGAUAUGACCAUGCAGGAAAGGGAGAAAGCUCAAGAUGAGAAGAUAUUGAGUGGUGAAUUUUCUACACCAGGCUCCGAGAUGGACUGGAAAUUCUCUAGAGAGUUGGCCGAACGCCAGUUCGACAUCUUUAUUGCUCUGAGAGAGGGAGCGGGUCCUGCUGGUCAGUACAGUCGUGUUUCAAAAGCCACUGUGGCCACAGAGACAACCUCAGUUAUGCUCUCUCACUGCCCUUCCGUCCUAUAA
This is a messenger RNA of Aureobasidium melanogenum CBS 110374, 633 nucleotides long. RefSeq lists its product as uncharacterized. The transcript is spliced from 2 exons. The record is from RefSeq and is a predicted model, not a curated record. The coding region runs from base 1 to 633 and encodes 210 amino acids. Lineage: Eukaryota; Fungi; Ascomycota; Dothideomycetes; Dothideales; Saccotheciaceae.